GGAUUUUUCUCAGCUUCCGGUUAGUCAGACACAACACUGGGAGCGCAAGCGGAGAGCUACUCUGGGCAGUUGACGUUUUCCUUUCAAAUUUCUCAGUUGGUUCCUGUCAAGAAUCUCGCCCAAAAUGACCGAUUCAUCGGAAAGAGCGGACGGGAAGAUCGUGAAAAUGGAGGUGGAUUACAGUGCCACCGUAGAGGAGCGUGUGCCGGAAUGCAAGAAGAUGGCCAAAGAGGGAAGACUCCAGGAGGCGAUUGAAAGCCUGUUGUCUUUGGAAAAGCAAACUAGGACAGCCUCCGACAUGGUGUCGACCUCCCGGAUUCUCGUGGCGAUCGUGCAGAUGUGCUACGAGGCCAAGGACUGGGACGCGCUGAAUGAGAACAUCAUGCUGCUGUCCAAAAGGAGGAGUCAGCUGAAGCAGGCUGUUGCCAAGAUGGUCCAGGAAUGCUACAAGUAUGUGGACGAAGUGCCAGACCUGACCGUCAAGCUGAGGCUGAUCGACACCCUGCGGACUGUCACUGCGGGAAAGAUCUAUGUGGAAAUCGAGCGUGCCCGACUGACGAAGACACUGGCCAAUAUUAAGGAGCAGAACGGGGAGGUCAAAGAAGCGGCUGCAAUUCUGCAGGAGCUGCAGGUUGAAACAUACGGUUCAAUGGAGAAGAAGGAAAAGGUCGAGUUCAUUUUGGAACAGAUGAGGCUCUGCAUUGCUGUGAAGGAUUACAUCCGCACUCAGAUCAUCAGUAAGAAAAUCAACACCAAAUUCUUCCAGGAGGACGGAACGGAGGAGUUGAAGCUUAAAUAUUACAAUUUAAUGAUCCAAGUGGACCUGCAUGAGGGGUCCUACCUCUCCAUCUGCAAACACUAUCGUGCCAUUUACGACACCCCCUGCAUCCUGGAGGACAGCGCCAAGUGGCAGCAGGCUUUGAAAAGUGUAGUUCUGUAUGUGAUCCUGUCCCCUUAUGACAAUGAGCAGUCCGAUCUGGUCCACAGAAUCAACACUGAUAAAAAACUGGAAGAAAUUCCUAAGUACAAGGAGCUCCUGAAGCAGUUCACCACACUGGAGCUGAUGCGCUGGGCGUCUCUCGUGGAGGAUUUCGAGAGUGAACUGAGGCGGGGCUCUCCGGACAGCCCGGCCACAGACGUCUUCGCGUACACGGAGGAGGGCGAGAAGAGGUGGAAGGAUCUGAAAAACAGGGUCGUGGAGCACAACAUAAGGAUAAUGGCGAAGUACUACACGCGGAUCACAAUGAAAAGAAUGGCUGGGCUGCUUGACCUCUCUGUUGAUGAAUCCGAGGAGUUCCUGUCCAGCCUCGUUGUGAGCAAGACCAUCUAUGCAAAAGUCGACAGGCUCGCUGGGAUCAUCAACUUCCAGAGGCCGAAGGACCCCAACGACAUAUUGAAUGACUGGUCCCACAAACUGAACUCACUCAUGUCUCUUGUCAACAAAACCACGCACCUGAUAGCCAAAGAGGAAAUGAUUCACAACCUUCAGUAAAAGGACAUUGCGCUUUGUAAUGUUGCUGGAAAUGGCAAAGAGCUUAUGGAGCCUUACGCUGCAUUAUGUGAAUAAGUGCACCAUCUGACCCAUUUCCUUAGCGGUUAUGAGAAAACUUGUUCUAGUUGUCCCGUGUUAUUUGUUUAUGAAUACAGCAUUCUUUUUGGGAAAGAAGAGGAAGAUGAACCCAUUCUACCAGUUUACUGUAUUGUCAGUUUCCCCAACAGUGAUAGGAAAGAUACCCUUGAGCCCUUGCAGCGUUUGGGCUGACCACUCAUUGACCAUCUGGUUACUUCAUACCUCGUGCUUGCAUGGUAGCUGGGAUGUUGGUUACACAGGGGGUAUGCGUUUCCUUUUGUGUUCACACAGGUUUUACAUGUAACGUAUAAUAAGGGAUUUAGUUAUGGGCAAAAUAUGCUGUAUUAAAAUAUUGCUACAAACAUUGACUUUUUUAUGUGUAAAAACUAAUACCACCUUAAACUUAAAAUAAAAAAAAUCAUUCACACUUGGCCCAC
Messenger RNA from Lepisosteus oculatus (spotted gar), 2007 nucleotides. It is a transcript of the gene psmd12, whose product is annotated as proteasome 26S subunit, non-ATPase 12. NCBI's taxonomy places the organism in Eukaryota, Metazoa, Chordata, Actinopteri, Semionotiformes, Lepisosteidae. Gene Ontology annotation, cellular component: cytoplasm; proteasome regulatory particle, lid subcomplex. The record is from RefSeq and is a predicted model, not a curated record.